CACCUGAGAGUAAAUGCGCUCCUGAUGACGGUGUGUAUGUCAGAGGAGCUCAGUGAAUGAAGGUAAACAUCUUCAUGUGUGUGUAAAUCUAUUCCACCUUCUUGUUGGGUCACGAUGGCUUCUGUUGUGUUUCAUGUCGACGGAGAGCCAGUGAGUCUCUGUGAAACUCAGUACAGAAACACAUGCUUCAGAUCGAGUGUGUGAGUGUGUGUGUCCCCUGCGGUGCGUGUGAAAUUCAUGAGAAAUUGACACAUACUGGGGGACUUCCUUGACUGUUGUUUUGUGCUGUGUUUGCUGGCAGCGGCGUCCAUGAUGAUGAUGAUAAAGCUGAAGAUCUACGCUUGUGUGAGUGAUUUAGUGUUGUGCUGCUCAGCGUGAUGUUGUGUAAUCAGAUCUGAUCCGCUGGAGCCCAUCACGUCCAGCUCUGUCUCUCACAGCAGAAGAAGACGUUCAGUCGAGUGUUCAAGCUGCUCAUUUACACACAACCAUCGACUCCAUCAAGAGUCCCAGUCUGUUUCUCACUCAAAACGUUAUAGGAGUUCAUGGUGUUUUUGGAGAUUGGAUGGAAUCUCUCAGUAAUGGAGAAGUCCAGAUGAUUUCUUCUUCUCUCUGCUGUUGUGUGUGUGUGUCUGGUUGUGAUCCUGACACACACUGCUACAGACGUCGCUCCAUUAGUUCUGUUGUUUUUACUGUGCGUCACUGGCGUUACGGCUGCUGUCUGAGGAAUGAGGGCCGGUUAUUUCGGAGGGAUUUUUCCAGAGGCCAAAACCAGCUCUCCUUGAGGUUCAGAGGAACGCCAGGAAUCCUGCUCUCCUCCAGAGCCGCCAGCACUUAAACACACAGAGUCCUCGGGAGACAACCUAACGCUGCUUUAUAUAAACCUCCUCCUGAUGAUCCGCCGGUGGAGACUGAUGACAUCAUGAGGCCUCAGCGGGUUCGACUGCAGUAUGAAGCUGCUUCACUGAAUCCGACCGCAAUCGUGGGGUGUAAAGUGUGUCGAGUUCCCGAAGGCUCCACUGAACGUUACACGAGGUGGAUCAACUCUCUGAGUCCAGAGCAGCUCCUCACACAGGUGUACACGUCUCACGGGCCGACGGUCAUCAUGCCCACCUGGUUCUGUUCCCGUGACUGGUUUGAGGAAGUGGGUCUGUUUGACGAGGGAGGGAAGGGCGUUCCUGAGGACCUGCUCUUCUUCUACCAGAGUCUGCGUCGAGGAGGUCAUGUGAUGCGCGUGGACGAGUGUCUGCUGGUGUAUCGCUAUCAUGAACACGCAGCCACUCACUCAGUGCUGGAAGAGACCAUCUGGAAUCUCCGUGUCCACUUCCUGCAGGAGCGAGUGCUCAGCCAAUGGGAAUCCUUCACCGUGUGGAAUGCUGGGAAACAGGGACGCAGACUCUACCGCAGCUUGAGUCCCACCAAUCAGAAGAAGGUGAAGGCGUUCUGUGACGUAGACGAGAACAAAAUUCAGAAGGGCUUCUACACGUACGAGGAGUCGAAGGAACGACCCAAACCCAGGAUUCCUGUGCUGCACUUCACAAACGCCUCGCCGCCGUUCAUCGUGUGUGUGAAGCUGGACAUGACCGAGGGAGUUCUGGAGCAGAACCUGCGCUCGCUGCAGCUGAAGGAGGGACUUCACUAUUAUCACUUCAGCUGAAGACUGAAGCCUGUGUCACUGUAGUUCUCCUUCGUUCCUGAGUGACGCUCAGAACAAACCCUUGUCUCACAGACACAUCCAUCACACUGACCAGAGUGUGCUGCUGGCUGCUCUCAUUCAGGUCCUCUUGCAGUCAGAGAGCGCUGGAUCCCUGUUUAAGACAUUAUUGAAGAGAAAUUGAGCGGCAGAUUCUUCAGUUUACCCCAAACACACACCAUAACCUGUUCAUGAUCCAUAACCCGGCUGAGCCAGUAUUUCUCAUUAGAUGAGGUUUUCAUCUAAUAUAGGCAUUUUAUUUAUAUUUUAUUUCAGGAUUUUAAAUUGUUUUAAUUAACACUGUUUUAGUAUUAUAUUUUGUUUCAAAUGCUUCUGAAAUGUAUUGUGGGAUUUU
Carassius auratus (goldfish) is the source of this 2045-nucleotide messenger RNA. Its product is annotated as UDP-GlcNAc:betaGal beta-1,3-N-acetylglucosaminyltransferase-like protein 1. Lineage: Eukaryota; Metazoa; Chordata; Actinopteri; Cypriniformes; Cyprinidae. The transcript is spliced from 9 exons. Bases 920 to 1654 code for a protein of 244 amino acids. The record is from RefSeq and is a predicted model, not a curated record.